AUGAAGGGUCCCCAGAGUUUGGUUCAUCUUUUGACUGCUGCCGUGGCAUUAUCGUCAACAGUAGCAGCAUGGCCUGGUUGGCUUCCAGACAUGGAUACGCUCAUCGUGAGGCAAGAUGACGCGACAAACAGUAAUGCACAACUAACAACACCUUUAGCAGCGGAAACCAAGGCAACCCAAACAGCCGACGCAACUGCGAAGGAAACGACAACUAAUGACAGCGAUGAUGUCAAGACAACAAAUAUGAACACGGCCGGCAUAACGGCGACGGCAACAGGGACGGGGAAGGAAACAGGGACGAGCAAGACGACCGGCACCAAGAAGAGCGGCACCAGCUCCGGUAGCUCCAAAACCACUACCUUUAACGCCGACGAUCCCGCUGGCGGCAUCACUAUGAUAACGCCCGCGGCCUCCGUAGGAACACCCUUAUACAAAAUCGGCGAGACGAUAACCUGGGUAUGGAACUACACGUCGCUCCAAGGCACACCCACCGCCAUCGAUGUCUUAGCCGCCUGCAGCACGGCGUCGCAGACGGUGACCCUAACGCAGAACAUGACGUUCAAGGCGACGGGUACGUACACGUGGGACACCAACGAGUACAAGCAAACAGCGGUGCAGAGCCCGCUGUUGACAGAAAUGUACACGCUCAUCAUCUACGACGCCGAUUCGUCUCCCAGCGCCACAGCGUCCCCGGGCUUCCUGGCCACGUUCAACACCUUCAGGUUCGGCAUGUACGCGCCCAAGCCGUACGAGCCGCUCGGCGAGUGGCAGUGCGCGACGUGCAGUGCGGCGAAUGGUGAUCUGAACCAGAGAGCGGUGGGCUUCGCACUGACGAUGAGCAUUAUCACAGUGCUGAGUUUCACGUGGUUCGUGGUAGGCUUUGGGGCAAUCUUAUAA
Messenger RNA from Pseudomassariella vexata, 897 nucleotides. RefSeq lists its product as uncharacterized. Bases 1 to 897 code for a protein of 298 amino acids. Lineage: Eukaryota; Fungi; Ascomycota; Sordariomycetes; Amphisphaeriales; Pseudomassariaceae. The transcript has 2 exons. The record is from RefSeq and is a predicted model, not a curated record.